Dioscorea cayenensis subsp. rotundata (Guinea yam) is the source of this 1376-nucleotide messenger RNA. RefSeq names its product glycerol-3-phosphate acyltransferase 9-like. The record is from RefSeq and is a predicted model, not a curated record. Gene Ontology annotation, cellular component: endoplasmic reticulum. Lineage: Eukaryota; Viridiplantae; Streptophyta; Magnoliopsida; Dioscoreales; Dioscoreaceae. Bases 106 to 1221 code for a protein of 371 amino acids. The transcript has 12 exons. Gene Ontology annotation, biological process: triglyceride biosynthetic process. Gene Ontology annotation, molecular function: glycerol-3-phosphate O-acyltransferase activity.
CACCAAGUUUGAUUGUGAUUCUGAAGCAAAGAACAGACUUUUUCUCUUUGUUUCGACGAAUCGAUCUUGCUUUGGGUUGUGCUCUGCUUGAGAAUCUCGGCGGCCAUGGUUGGGCUUCGGUCCUCGAGCUCGGAGAUGGAUCUCGACCGUCCUAACAUUGAGGAGUACCUCACCCCGGACUCCAUCCAGGAAUCUCCCAAGAAGCUCCACUUGCGUGACUUGCUUGACAUAUCUCCGACGCUGGCGGAAGCUGCAGGAGCCAUCAUUGAUGAUUCCUUCACCCGUUGCUUUAAAUCCAAUCCGCCAGAACCAUGGAAUUGGAAUAUAUAUUUAUUUCCUCUUUGGUGUUUAGGUCUGGUUGUUAGAUAUGGGUUUCUUUUCCCACUGAGAGUUGCAGUCUUGGCUGCAGGGUGGAUAGUGUUUUUUGCAGCCUUCUUUCCUGUACAUUUCUUAUUACGGGGGCAUAAUAAAUGGAGGCGCAAGAUAGAGAGGAAAUUGGUGGAGAUGAUGUGCAGUGUCUUUGUUGCUUCAUGGACAGGAGUGGUCAAGUACCAUGGACCUCGUCCUAGCAUCAGACCUCAGCAGGUAUUUGUCGCCAACCAUACUUCCAUGAUUGAUUUCAUCAUUUUAGAGCAGAUUUCUGCUUUCGCUGUUAUAAUGCAAAAACAUCCUGGAUGGGUUGGAUUUAUACAGAAAACAAUUUUGGAAAGUGUUGGGUGCAUUUGGUUCAACCGUACAGAGUCCAAAGAUCGUGAAACUGUGGCUAGAAAGUUAAGGGAGCAUGUUCAUGGAGUUGAUAAUAACCCUCUUCUUAUAUUUCCUGAAGGAACCUGUGUAAAUAAUGAUUACACAGUGAUGUUCAAGAAGGGUGCUUUCGAGCUUGGUUGUGCUGUCUGUCCAAUAGCGAUAAAGUACAACAAGAUCUUUGUGGAUGCCUUUUGGAACAGUAAGAAGCAAUCUUUCACAAUGCAUCUGGUUCGGCUAAUGACAUCAUGGGCUGUUGUCUGUGAUGUUUGGUACCUGGAACCUCAGUAUUUGAGACCUGGAGAGACACCCAUUGAAUUCGCUGAAAGAGUGAGAGACAUGAUUUCGGCACGCGCUGGUCUCAAAAAAGUUCCUUGGGAUGGAUACCUGAAAUACUACCGUCCCAGCCCGAAGCUUACAGAACGCAAGCAGCAGAUAUUCGCAGAGUCGGUCUUGCGUCGAUUGGAUGAGAAAUGAAGCCUUCUCUUGCACCGUAUGCACAUUUUCUCUCAUCAAUGCUGCAUGCAGAGCUCUCUGUUAUUUUCUGUUUUUCUGAUGUUUUGUAUCAUCCCUGCAAAUCAUCAUUUUGCAUAUUCCUUCAAUAAGAAACCACAUAAAUUCCCUACUCAUGC